CACACACACGUCACAUGUACCAUUCUCCAUCUCCAUACUUUCUCUUUGUUGACCAGUGUUUCAAAACAGCCAUGAAUCAUAAGGGAAAGCCAGCUGCCUAGUUACCAAUUAUUCUGUCUGCCAAUUAUGAGAAAAAGACCACAGACUUUCCACCAACCUACAGCCUGCUGCAGUAUCUGUGCCACGCUUUUGUCCAAAGUCAUUUCCAGAGUUUUGUAACCACAGCAGCUGCUGAUAGGAAAUAAAUUCAUUCAGAAUCCAUAAGAUGAGGAAAAUAAGAUUCACUCUGAUAUUGGGUGAUUUAUUUUUAAAUAAUGCAACCACAAUUUUAUUUAUAGGCUACUUGUAAGCAUAUUUUAGGCCUAGGCUACUUUAAAUAGCAUAGGCUAGGCCUACUAAAAGCCUGCAUAUAUAUCUAUACACAUGUCAAUAAUUGUAGGAUUGAAGGAAAAACAGUUCUCUAUAAAACAUUAAACGUGAUUACAGAUGUAGCAACCAAGACAUUACUCUGAAUCCACAGGCCUCCGCGCUCUCCAUGAUUCGCAAAGAAUAAAUACAUGCCGAUGUAUGACUUUGUUGACAGAUUGGCGUCACUGUAUCCUCAGUAACCAUACCUCUUGGAUUCUAGGCAAAUACAACAGGAAGUAGAAUACUUGUCGCGAAAUCGUCCUGACAACGAAUUUGAGCAAAGAUUGAGCGGAUUACCUGAGAUCCACAGAUACCGAGUCUUUAAUGCAGGCGGCAGCGCUGAGGUGAGAUGGCAGAGAUCAACGCCGUGUGCAUGCCUAUGGUUGUUUACCUAGAAAAUGUAUGCGAUAAUCCGGGCUCAGCUCAGCAGAAACGGGAAAAGUUGCAAAAAGCAUCUCAGGAACCAGUGUCUUGUCUAUUAGGGUCUAUAACUGAACUCAGCAACCGGAUCUCUUCACUCCCCCUCCUACCAAACGCGGGAUGCGCAGAUACACAGGCUCCUAAAGACAAAAAGUCAACCCAACUAAGCAUUCCAAAACAGGCUGGCCAGCCCACCUCCACAUUUCAAGACAAACAGGAGAGUCUCUCCUGGUCUGGCCACAGUGGCUUUCAGCAGGAGUCCCCUCCGCCUCCUCAGCCUGGUCAGGGCCGGAGCAACACGUCCAGCGAGAAGCAUGAAGGUGGUAUGCCCAAGCUGGUGGAGCUUUACCAGUUCCCAGGCUUCAGUAAAGAUGGCGCGAUGCCUCUGCCCUACCACACACCUUUCUCCACCGUUGUCACCCAAGUGGUGCGCGCUCAACAAGGUCUCAGCCACAAGCCCAGAUAUAAAGCUGCUUUUCAAAGCAACCUCUCUUCUGUCCUUAUGGAGCAUUUUGUCACUGACAUGUUUUGGUGGCUGUUUCUUCAGAACUUCCAGCCAGAUGGACAAGUACAGGACUGCUUGUUCUCUAGAAUUGCAGAGAAUUACAUCAGAAUCCUUACCCACAACCAGUCAUCACGCAUCAGCAAUGUUUUUCUCCGGGAGUUCCCCUGCAUCCUAAGCCAAACGCUAUACAGCUGCUUCUGCUGCUGCUUCCCCCAGUCCUGCAGCACUAUACGCCACGGCACCUUCCUCCAAAUGCUGUGCUCUACUGCCUACCAGUGGACAGAAGGGGUUUGUCCUGCUCCUAAUGUCUUCAAAAAGUGGGACUUCAAGGCCCUGGAGCCAGAGGAAGCCGGUAGCAGAAAGUUCACCGCCGAGAAUGAGAAAAAGGAGCCAGAAUUGAGUGUGUCACUCCUGGACAGCUUGUUUCCUGGUGCUGGUGUGUCCAGCCAACGUGACGGCCCUCCCAGAAAGCCGGUGAGCCCAGUGAUUGAACCUAGUAAAACUAGUUCUAAAGGGGCCUUUUCAAACACAGAGGAGCAGAAUAUCAACAACCCAUCUGAGAAAGAAGAGAAGAGCGCUGGCUCAGAGGACAUAAAAGGCUCUGAUCAGAAGGCAGCCACUGACCACAGCAAUCGAAAAUCAACCAAGGAGUGUGACUGGUACAAACUGGAGUUUGGCCGCUGCACAUUUGACCUGUGGGGGAACAGCCCUCUGGUGCAGCACUUCAUGCACAAGUUCAGGCCGGAGCCCAGCGUGGGCCAGGGCGUGCUGGUGCGCAGGACGCAGAUCCGCACGCUGCCUCCGGGGGACACGGUGACGUACCGGCAGCUGAUCCGUCAGUGCCGUGAGCGCUCGGCGGCGCGCUGGCAUGACCUGAAGGCAGCGAGAGCCCAGUGUGCAGAGGAGCUCGCCGCCCUACAUCGCAUCAAGGCUGAGCAACGCCACAUCCUACUCAAGAAGCAGACAACAAUUCUGUCCCAGCAGUCCAGUGUGAAGCGGUACUACCAGAAGCUCUACCCUGACACUACUAAAGAGGAGGAGAUAGACCCAACCUCUGAGAGCUCCUGAACUCAGUAGAUGUAGCCAUGCUGGCAAUGAACAAAAACCUUUACUCAUCAUGCAGACAGCAAUUACUGACUCACUUCCUGUGGUCUUAAAUCAGCCAGGGGGAUUACAUCUAUGUGCCUGAAUUAAAAUGAAUGCUAUGUAAGUCUGGUUUGUCUUGCUGCUUUUAUUUUCCACAUAGUCAUGUAUGUAUUCAUUUAAGAAAUGGUAUUUCAUACUAUGUUUCUUUUAUCUGUAACCUCCUGUAGAGAAAACAAACAUAAUGUCCCCCUUUGAAAUAAAUUCUCAGUGAUGUAAUGCAAUAAUAAAUCUAGCCACUUGAUGGCAGUAUGCACACUAUUAUAAUGAGCAGGUAUUUCUUUUGGAUCAGGGGCUGCAGUUGUGCAGCA
This is a messenger RNA of Alosa alosa (allis shad), 2787 nucleotides long. RefSeq names its product protein FAM227A-like. The record is from RefSeq and is a predicted model, not a curated record. Lineage: Eukaryota; Metazoa; Chordata; Actinopteri; Clupeiformes; Clupeidae. The transcript has 17 exons. The coding region runs from base 758 to 2401 and encodes 547 amino acids.